AUAUUCAAAAAAAUAAUUUCUAAAUAAAAUUUUGUGAUUGGGUGGGUUUUAAUUAUUUAUUGUAUAAAAAUAAUUUAAAAUAAACUUUUCAUUAAAAAUGAUGGACGGUGUAUCGUUAAAUCAACAGUUUUCUGUGAAUCGUAUUGUUUAUAAUCAAGAAUUAUUAAAUUCAGCGGUUGAAUAUCAAAAACCAGAAUCAAAUCUUUGCAGAGAUUUGGCAACAAGAUGUGGAUCAUGCAAACCAGGAAAAUUUGUCACACGGACAAUACCAGUCUUAGACUGGUUAGUUCAUUACAAUUGGAAAAGAAAUUUAGCAGCAGAUAUAAUCACUGGUUUAACGAUAGCCAUAAUGCAUAUACCACAAGGUAUGGCAUAUGCAAUGUUAGGUAAUGUCCCACCUGUGGUGGGUUUAUAUAUGGGCCUCUUUCCAGUAUUUAUAUAUUUUAUAUUUGGUACUUCAAAACAUGUAUCAAUGGGUACAUUUGCCAUUGUAUGCUUAAUGACAGGAAAAGUAGUUAAUAAUUAUGCUACACCUUCUCAUGGUAGCUUAUUUUCUAAUAGCACGGUGAUGGAACUGGAUCCGCAACCUUUAUAUACACCUAUAGAGGUUGGAUCGACUGUUUGUCUAAUGACAGGUGUGAUAUAUUUAGUAAUGUAUGUAUUUCGACUAGGAAUUAUUAGUACAUUACUUUCGGAGACACUAGUUAAUGGAUUUAUUACGGGUGCCGCCGUCCAAGUUGUUGCAUCGCAAAUGAAAGACUUCUUUGGUAUUAAAAUACCAGCAAGUAAUGGAAUGUUCACAGUUGUCCAUACUUUUGUACAUCUAGUUACGGGAAUCACCACAAUUAAUACGACUGCAACAAUUAUUUCAUUAAUUACUGUGAUUGUUUUAAUAAUUAAUAAUGAAUUACUUAAGCCAUGGGUUAGUAAACGCUCUAUAAUUCCAAUUCCAAUCGAAUUAAUUGCGGUUGUUGUUGGUACUACAGCAUCAGUUUAUGGUCAUUUGCCAGAAAAAUAUGGUAUUGCAGUUGUGGGUGAAAUUCCUACUGGAUUUCCUGUUCCUGAAUUACCACGUAUGGACUUAGUAAGCAGUAUUAUGUUCGAUAGUUUUACAAUUGCCAUUGUUGGCUACACAAUUUCAUUAUCGAUGGCGUUAAUAUUUGCACAACAAUUAACAUAUGAAGUGGAUGCUAAUCAAGAAUUAUUAGCAAUGGGCUUGGGUAAUGUAUUUGGAUCAUUUUUCUCAUGUUUACCAUUUUCUGCGUCGUUAUCACGAUCCACAAUCCAAAAGAAUGUUGGUGGUAAAACUCAGUUGGCAUCAGUAUUUUCCUGUAUGAUACUUGUGGUGGUGCUUUUAUGGAUUGCACCAUUUUUUGAAGCUUUACCAAAGUGUAUAUUGGCCAGUAUUAUUUUAGUUGCAUUAAAAUCAAUGUUAAUGCAAGCUACUGAACUCGUACGAUUUUGGAAACUAAGUAAAUUCGAUGCAAGUAUAUGGAUUAUCACAUUUGUGUCAUGUGUUGUAUUAGAUAUUGAUGUUGGCUUAUUGAUUGGUGUUAUUAUAUCACUAACUGUCAUCUUCAUCCAAGGAAUAAAACCGUACACAUGUUUAUUGGGUGCUGUUACUGAUACCGAUUUAUAUUUGGACAUAAAUCGUUACAAAGGCACUGCAGAAAUACCUGGUGUCAAAAUAUUCCAUUAUUCUGGUCAAUUAAAUUUCGCAUCACGUGCAUACUUUAAAUCUGAAUUAUAUCGACAAAUAAAUUUGAAUCCACAAAAUGAAUUAUUACGACGUAAGAAAAUGGAUAAACUAAAAGAGAAAUUAAAUUAUACAACAGCUACUAUUACUGGAUUGGAAAAUAAUAAUCUGGAGAAAAAACAAAAAGCCAUACAAAUACCAGUUGCGAAAUUGUAUUAUUUAAUUAUUGAUUUUUCUGCAUUAAGUUAUAUUGAUCCGUCUGGUGUGGCAACUGUUGUUGGUAUUUGUGAAGAAUUUAAUAAAAUUGGUGUUCCUGUUUUAAUUUCUGGCUGUUCAGGUCCAGUUUAUGAAAAAUUUGUAAAAUGUACAACAUUUGAUAAAAAAGAAUGUUCAUUAUUAAAAGUAUUUCCAACAGUUCAUGAUGCUGUACAAAGUAUAAAACCAUUAGGUAAAUUAUUAAUGCAAGACAAUGAAAGUGAUACUAAUAUAAUUAAUUUAUGA
Messenger RNA from Chrysoperla carnea, 2197 nucleotides. RefSeq names its product sulfate transporter (gene Prestin). Lineage: Eukaryota; Metazoa; Arthropoda; Insecta; Neuroptera; Chrysopidae. The transcript is spliced from 11 exons. Gene Ontology annotation, molecular function: oxalate transmembrane transporter activity; chloride transmembrane transporter activity; bicarbonate transmembrane transporter activity. The record is from RefSeq and is a predicted model, not a curated record. Bases 98 to 2197 code for a protein of 699 amino acids. Gene Ontology annotation, cellular component: membrane. Gene Ontology annotation, biological process: transmembrane transport.